Molecule: messenger RNA, 1632 nt
Organism: Aspergillus sclerotioniger CBS 115572
Lineage: Eukaryota; Fungi; Ascomycota; Eurotiomycetes; Eurotiales; Aspergillaceae
Product: putative erythromycin esterase
Exons: 1
Coding region: 168-1499 (443 amino acids)
Biological process (GO): response to antibiotic
Source: RefSeq, a predicted model, not a curated record
GUAUCGCAUAGCUUUGUGAAGUCAUCAUGAGCGGGCGGUGAUCUCAUUCCCGCCCCAGCCCUAAUUCAUAUAACCGCAUGGAAGUAUGCAUCCAUCGUAGCCAUCUCAUCCACCAUGGACUCCACAAUAAAAUAACAUUCAUGCCAAUUCACCAGCUCAAAUCCAGGAUGUCUCACCUUCAAACCCUCCUCACCACCGCUGCUCACCCCCUCCCUCCUAUUCAUCAUCCCUCCUUCGCCUCCCAUUUCGACGACAUCCUUUCUUCCAGAGUCACCCUCCUCGGCGACGGCAGCCACGGCACCUCUCAGUUCUACUCCGCCCGGUCUGAGAUAACCAAACGCCUAGUCACUCACCACGGUGUCACCACCAUCGCCAUCGAAGCCGACUGGCCCGAUGCCGAAGCUGUCGACCGCUACGUGCGGCAACGUCCAGCCCCAAAGACCUCAUCCUCAUCGCAGCCCCCCUUCCAGCGCUUCCCAACAUGGAUGUGGCGGAACCAUGAGACCUUCGAUCUGAUCGAAUGGCUCCGGACGCAUAAUGCGACCCUCCCAGAUGCCCGGAAAGUCGGGUUCUACGGCCUCGAUUUGUAUAGUCUGGGGGCUUCAAUUCGCGCCGUCACAGAGUAUCUAGAUCGGAUUGAUCCAGCUGCCGGAAAAGAGGCGAGACGAAGAUAUGGAUGUCUGCAGCCGUGGGUUGACGAUCCCACGGCGUAUGGUCUCGCCUCGCUGCGUGGCAUGGCGGAUUGUGAGAAAGGGGUGGUGGACAUGUUGCGCGACCUGUUGCAGCGGCGUCUAGAGUACGCGGAGCUAGAUCCACACGACGGAGAAGAGUAUCAUAGCAGUCAGCAAAAUGCAUAUCUGGUGCGCGAUGCGGAGAGGUAUUAUAAGGCUAUGUACUAUAGCUCUGCAGACUCGUGGACGCUGCGGGAUACACAUAUGGUGGAUACCCUGCGACGUAUCCUUCGUCAUAAGUCCCCGGGAAGUAAGGCUGUGGUGUGGGCGCAUAACUCGCAUUGUGGGGAUGCGAGACAUACGGGGAUGGGAAAGGGGGGAAGAGAGGUGAAUAUUGGACAGUUGUGUCGAGAGCAGUUUGGAUCUGAGGUGACGUUGGUGGGCUGUGGUACACACACGGGCACGGUGGCGGCCUCGCAUGAGUGGGAUGAGGAUAUGGAGGUCAUGAAGGUCAAGCCAUCACGGGAGGAUAGCUGGGAGUGGUUGGCGCAUCGGACGGGAAUUGAGAGUUUUCUGUGGGAUUUGAAGGAGAUGAAGAUGAAGCCAGGACUGAAGGAGUUGAUGGAGAAGGAGAAACGGCUGGAGAGGUUCAUUGGAGUCAUUUAUCGCCCGGAUACAGAGCGCAUGUCGCAUUAUUCCGAGGCUGACUUGUUGAAUCAGUUUGAUGCGUACGUCUGGUUUGAUCGGACGGAGGCUGUGAGGCCAUUGGAAACCGAACAGCCAAGGACAGCGAUGGGAACAGAAGAGACAUAUCCAUUUGGCUUGUAGAUUACAUGCCAGAUGAGUCUGCAAUGGAGUCAGAUUAUGGGGUUGUAUAGAGGCAUAAAAUACCUAGAGUGGAAGUGAAGUAAACAAGGAAUGAAAGCAUCAAUGACCGAGUAUUCCAGGAUUUUAAAGCAGA